CAUGUGUCGUGCCCGUCGUAGCAGCUCCACCUUUCUCUAGCUUUGUUUCACCCGCUCUCGGUGUCAUGACUGACACAUAAACAGAGGUGCCCGCGGUAAAUGGUUCGCAGUGUGUUUUUCUCCCCUGGUUGCUGGCCGCGCGAAAAUACACAAGAGAAAGAGGUCCUUCGACCCUGUGAACGAGACGCCGCAUAACGUCGCACUCAAGACGGUUCGUCCGUCAAUUAUAUACACCACGUUCGACGAUUAAAGUUGCUUAUCGAUUCGCGAACUAUUUCCAAGGAGGCAUUCCAUUGUUCAUAUACGGUUCGCAGUGUGAGGUGGUCAAAGGUUUAUUACACAAAACCUGGGCGUUCCGACGAAGAAGACCAGAACGUACACUACUUUCUUUUCGAUAAUUCGAGAAAGGAAAACGGGGCAGUGAAAAGAGGGAAAACACGAUUACCCCAUACGUGUUUAGUGUGUAAUCGUUCGAGCCACGAAGAGACCGUUCUCUGCGACGAAUAUGAGGCGCUAUAACCACGGCCACGCGGAUCCGUGCUCGUCUUGACUACGAUUCGUGGUGUGAACGACGGGGAGCGCGCGGGGCCCACCGCUUGUCCGAGAGAUGUCUUCGAUAUCAGCGCAGGGGGUUGUCGAAAGAGCCAGCGCCGAGCUAACGAAGAGAAUCAACGGUCUGGGAUUGAGAGCGUCCAAACAUCAUGGUGGGGGAAAGGCCAGCGUCAUGGAGCGCGUUACGAACGUGUUCUGCGGAAGCGGCGGGGUGGCCUACACGAAUCUGCAGAGCGCCAGCAAUGCGAACGCGACCCCGGAAAAGCCGAGCAGAAGCGUGCCGGCGACAACAACGGCUGCGAUGGGCAACAUGCCGAACGUGAACAAUAAGAAUCUGAACAGCGCGGCCGGAGGGGGGACGCCCAGCCGCGGACGGAUAUCCAGGAACCGUUCGAAAAACGUGCCGUUAGCCAGCGGCGGCACCGGCGGUUACGUCGCACCGGUCACGUGGGAUCAGCUGAUGCAGGACGAUCACUUUUUAGGGAAAUUUUUCCUCUACUUCAACGCGAUCGAAAGGAGAAUCUUGGCUCAGGUAUGCUCAAGAUGGAGGGACAUACUUUACGCGCGACCUCGGCUUUGGGCGGGAUUGGUGCCCGUGGUCAGGUGCCGGGAAUUACGCGGCAUGCCGCCCAGCUCGCGUACCCGCCUUUACGCAUCCCUGGUCAGACGUGGUUUCCGCUCGCUGGUCCUUGUCAGCGCCGCGGAUGAAGAUAUCCCGGAACUGACCCACGGAUUCCCCCUUGCCCAACGGAACGUUCACUCGUUGUCCUUAAGGUCCUGCGCGAUCACCGACAAGGGCCUUGAAGCUCUUUUAGACCAUUUGCAAGCAUUGUUCGAGCUUGAAUUAGCCGGUUGUAACGAGAUAACGGAGGCUGGCCUGUGGACCUGCUUGACACCUAGAAUAGUAUCGCUCUCCUUGUCGGAUUGUAUUAACGUGGCCGAUGAGGCUGUCGGAGCUGUCGCUCAAUUGUUGCCGAGCCUUUACGAGUUCUCGUUACAAGCUUACCACGUCACCGACGCCGCCCUCAGUUAUUUCAACUCGAAGCCGAGCAGCGCCCUCAGCAUUCUGAGGCUCCAGUCCUGCUGGGAGCUUACCAAUAAUGGUGUAUACAAUAUUGUACAUUACUUGCCGCAUCUGACCGUAUUGUCGCUGUCAGGGUGCAGUAAAGUGACGGACGACGGCGUUGAGUUUAUAGCGGAAAACUUGCCAAGACUUCGUUCCUUAGAUCUGAGUUGGUGCUCAAGGAUUACUGACACAGCCUUAGACUAUAUUGCCUGUGAUUUGAAUCAGUUAGAGGAGCUUACGUUGGACAGGUGUGUCAAUAUCACGGACAUAGGUGUAGGCUACAUCUGCACAAUGGGAUCAUUGAGCGCAUUGUUCUUGAGAUGGUGCUCACAACUUAGGGACUUAGGUCUUCAGAACUUGUGCGUCAUGAAAUCCUUACAAGUACUCUCCGUUGCUGGCUGCCCAUUGCUCACGAGUAGCGGAUUGUCCAGUCUGAUACAGCUUCGACAUUUACACGAGCUAGAGCUGACCAACUGUCCAGGAACCUCUCAGGAAUUAUUCGACUAUUUACGUGAGCAUCUGCCGCGCUGCCUAAUCAUCGAAUAAAAUCGAUCACGAUAUCCACAGGGGCAGGGAAUGCCCUCUAGAUGAUUUCUUUGCGUUUCAACGAUGCACGACGCCGCGGCCGAGAAACAUAGCACGGCGGAGUUUGUAUUCCUAAGAGCGAACAGAAAGACGAAGGGAAGAAGACAAUGUUUCACGUAAAGCAAUACUUAGAAAGACAAUGGUUAACGACGACCGAGGGGGAAACAUCGUACAGAUAGGGAAAAGCAAUUGACGUCCAAACGCGAACUAAGUACUGUGUUUUGUUUCUCAUGUAACGAUCUAUAAACAAGAAAAAGAAAACUGGAAAGACGAAAAAAAAAAUGAGAGACACUAGCCCCUAAACGUGUAAAGUAAACAAUGAGGAUACUAAAUAGCGCAUAUAGGCAUUUUUAAUACACCAGAGCUCCCGUAUCAAUCGCACCCCUUCUGUUCACACUAGAUUCUUCGAUAAUGGCCGGUAGACGGUGGAUUGAAACACGUAAAAAUGCAACAAUAAACCAUCGAAGGAGUUCGUAAUGUCUUCGUUCCCAGAGAAUCCCUUUUCUUUUACAGUGGACUCUAAUUAUAUUGCCACAGUCGGCGUUGUAGAGAAGUAAAAUGGUAAUUAGUUCAGAACC
Messenger RNA from Dufourea novaeangliae, 2781 nucleotides. Its product is annotated as F-box/LRR-repeat protein 16. The record is from RefSeq and is a predicted model, not a curated record. Bases 608 to 2164 code for a protein of 518 amino acids. Gene Ontology annotation, molecular function: protein binding. Gene Ontology annotation, cellular component: SCF ubiquitin ligase complex. The transcript has 8 exons. Gene Ontology annotation, biological process: SCF-dependent proteasomal ubiquitin-dependent protein catabolic process. NCBI's taxonomy places the organism in Eukaryota, Metazoa, Arthropoda, Insecta, Hymenoptera, Halictidae.